Purpureocillium lilacinum is the source of this 1011-nucleotide messenger RNA. RefSeq lists its product as uncharacterized. Gene Ontology annotation, molecular function: oxidoreductase activity, acting on paired donors, with incorporation or reduction of molecular oxygen; iron ion binding; monooxygenase activity. The record is from RefSeq and is a predicted model, not a curated record. Lineage: Eukaryota; Fungi; Ascomycota; Sordariomycetes; Hypocreales; Ophiocordycipitaceae.
AUGAGCAAGGCCUUCAACAAUCUGGCUUUUGACAUCAUGACGGCUGUCUCCUUCGAUACCGACUUCAACACAAUGGAGAAACCAGAGUAUCGGUUUGCUCUCAAAGCCAUCGAGGACUCCAACGUACGCCUUGGUGUGCUUUUGCAGGCGCCCGAGCUCAGUGUCAGGUCUCUAGACAAGAAGUUGUUCCCCACAGCCUACGUCGCGAAGUACAAGUUUGUCAAGUUCAUUCGCAUGGUGAUGGCCAAGCGCCUCGCUGCGUCGAAAGCCACGUCCAAGGACAUCUUCUCGUUCCUCCAAGAUUGCAAAGAUCCCGAUUCUGGUAAAGAGCUUAGUAUUGCCGAGCUGAGUACCGAAACAGCAACGUUCAUCGUUGCUGGUGCGGACACUUCGUCUACCAGUAUGGCUGCAGUUUCGCAUUACAUAACAGGUUCCUCGAAUUGCUACCGCAGGGUCGCUGAAGAGGUCCGGAGCACGUUCUGUUCCGUGGACGAGAUCUGUCUCGGACCAAAGCUUAACUCCUGCGCUUUCUUGCGCGCCUGCAUCGAUGAAGCUCUGCGGCUGUCGCCUCCCGGCGGCAGUGCUCUUUGGCGAGAGGUCGAGCAGGGAGGCACUCUAAUUGACGGAACUUACGUUCCGGGCCACUGCGAGGUUGCCGUGGGAAUUUACAGCAUUCACCACAGCGCGGCAUACUACACGAAGCCGUUUACCUACGACCCGGAGAGGUGGUAUCGACCUCUAGACGCAAAAGGAUCGAGGUCUGAGGCACCGCGGUCGCCGUACAUGCCCUUCUCAGUCGGACCACGCAGCUGCGUCGGCAAGCCACUGGCAAUUGCGCAAAUGAUGAUCGUCUUCGCACGACUACUGUGGGAAUAUGACAUGCGGCGGGCGGAUUACAAGAGCGAUUGGGCUGAAGGAGACUACAGUUCAACUGAAUACGCCCUAAAGGACCACUUGACGGCAUGGAAGGAAGGCCCGGUCUUGAGGUUCAGCCCGCGCCUCAAGCCUUAG